AUGGAGUCCAAAACCAUUGAGAUGGCAGCUCUAGGAAGGGCUCUGCAUCCUGGCACGCUGUAUGACUGCCGCAGUGAUUCCUUAAUUCCAGGUAUUUCUCUAUGGGAUACUGAAACAAUAAAGAAGGGUUUGGAUUCACGUCGGCAGCCCAAGACGGAUCUGAAUUUCACUGCUUCUGACUCUCUCAAUGAGAAAGCAAAACUCCUAGAAGUGAGCGCCUCCCUUAAAGCUAGCUUCCUGGGUGGUUUAGUUGAAGUUGGAGGGUCGGCCAAGUACAUGCGUGAUAACAAAUCCUCCGCACGUCAGAGCCGGGUUUCUCUGCAGUACAGCCAGACAACAAAAUUUGAACAACUUACUAUGGACCAGAUGGGCAAUAUCACCUAUCCUGAAGUGUUUGAGGAAGGAACUGCCACACAUGUUGUUACUGCUGUACUGUAUGGAGCUCAGGCUUUCAUGGUGUUCGAUCUAACAGCCAAUGAGAAUGAGGAUAAAGAAGAAAUCGAGGGAAACCUAAAUGUAAUGGUCCAAAAGAUACCUUCACUUUCCAUUGAGGGAGAAGGAGCUCUAACCAUGAGCGAAACAGAAAGGAAAUUAGCUGACGCUAUUAACUGCACAUUUUAUGGUGAUUAUGAACUUGAGCAGAACCCCACCACAUACAUGGAGGCCCUGCAACUGUACAGGAAGCUUCCAUCUCUUCUGAGGGAGAGGGAGAAUGAUGCAGUACCAGUGAAGGUUUGGCUUUAUCCCCUUGCACGACUGGGUGAAAAAGCAGCUACACUGAAGAGGGAAAUUCAUAAAACACUUAUUUCUAAAACAGAUAUUUUAUUGGAGGAACUGGGAAAUGCAGAGGCUCAAUGCAAUGACCUGAUUACAAACACAACAAUAAAUGAUUUCCAGUAUGUGAAACUAAGGCUGAAGACAUUUCAGGAAUUGCUGGAUGUCUACAAGGCAUUGUUCCUAAAAGCGUUGCGUAGGCUCAUUCCUGCUAUACGGGGUGGAAAGGAGAAGGAGCAGGCACUAGCAGACAUUAUAACCAUCCAUCAGAAGUCUCCCUUUAGAGCUGAGAAGCUGAAUCAGUGGCUUGAAUACCGUCAGGGUGAAACAAAUCUGCUGAAUCUCUAUACCCAGCAACUGGCUGGUGUCCCUGUUGUGAAAUACUCAGCCCUGUUGAGCAACAUUCUCUUUAAUCCCAAUGUUGAUACCGUGGUGUGCUUCUGCUUUACCUCUCUGACAGAUGAAGACCCAUAUUUGUCAAUUUUAACUAAAUUUCUGAAAGUGGAGCAGUUUGAAAAAAUGUCAGCAAUUCCAGAGUCAGCUGACCAAGACAUCAAGGUAUGGUUCCACAAACCUGAAGUAAUUGAGAAGAUGAAAGAUAACUUUUUUCUCUUCAAAGGUUUUUUCCAGGCAAAUAAAGAUGAGACAAAAUCCAGGUUUGUCAUUGUGUCAGUCUCUGACCCCUCCAACCCUGGAAUCUCCAUCCGUCUUUACAAAAAAGGGAAAAUUGUGGAGAGUGCGUUUCAACCCGUGUCCAAACCACCUGCACCCAAGGUGAACAUUCAGGACAGAAAUAUAAUCCUGAAGCUGCAGAAGUCCCCAACUGGAUCGACAGUGCGGUUCAGAGUGGAAUACAGGAUAGUACAGGCCACUGAUUCAGAAACUGAUGUGGAAAAAUGGGACGUUACAGAGACUCCAGAUGCUCAGGAGAACUUCACACUGACUGGACUACAGCUAACAAAGCAAUACAGGAUUCGGUACAGAGCUAUUAGUGAAGUUGGAGUGAGUGAAGCCAGCGACUCUGUCCUCUUCUCUGCUCAUGGAAAAUAUAAGUUAUCUUUGAGCCAGAAUUGGAAUUGGACACCUUCUUCUUUCAUUACUGAGCUAAGGCUCAAAGUGAUGAGCAGCUUGGGCACAUCAAGGUGGAGUCCCUCAACCAUUAAGCCAGUGGUUAAAAAUCUAGCCAGCAACAUUGAAAUUCCAUAUGAGGUUGGAAUCUCUAAAGGGAUGAGAACGGGAAUAGCUUUUCACUUCCAGGGGGUUGUUCCUGCAGAUUCAGACUUCUUUGUCUUUAUGUUCAAGACUGGGAAGGGGGAAGAUGAUGACGUUGCUUUUUACCUGAGGAUAUACCCUGAGCUGGCUUCAAACCAGAGAAUCUACAGUGAAGGAAAAUGGGACAAAAAAGGAUGGAUUGUGGGAUGUCCCUUACUCAAAGGAUCAGCAUUUGAUAUCUUCAUUGUCAUUGGAAAUGAAAGCUAUGUGGUAUAUGUAAAUGGCUGGAGAUAUAGCUCAUUUAAACACUAUAUACCAGUGGAAAGGCUGACUACGCUGAAAAUUGAUGGAGAUGUCAUUGUAAACAACAUUGGUUUAGUUUCAAACUGGAGCACAUCUGCCUUUGGUAACGAACAAAGGUCUGGUACCUCACGUUGGGAACUUUCAAAAAACCAGUCAGAUGGGGCACAACCAAUCUGCAAACCUAACCAGCCCUAUUUGGGCCAAAUUCCUGGAGGACUGAAAUAUGGACUGACUUUGUUCUUCCAGGGGGUGGUUCCUUCAGAUGCCAGCGGAUUUGAAAUAAAUUACAAGACUGGGCCAAAUGAUGGUGAUGACAUCGCUUUCCAGUUCAGGCCUGAGCUGCACACUGUGGUCUGUAACAGUUACAAGAAUGGAAAGUGGGAGGAUCAAAAAUCAAUAGAGGAGGCGCUAUUUGCUAAAGGAGAAGGCUUUGAUAUCCUCAUGAUUAUUAAACCAAAUGCGUAUGAGGUUACUGUGAAUGGCCGUGAACUCUGUAAAUUUACCCACCGUAUGCCACUGGACAAAGUGUCUACGCUUCAAAUCCGUGGAGACGUCCUCAUGAACACCUGUGCCAUUAUUCAUGUGGACAAAUUUAAUCUGACAUGUGACCUCUCUGCCCAUAUUUGAAUAUUUGAGGACCCUUUCAUCUCCAGGAGCCUUGUUCAGAUCUUUAAGACUAUUUUUUCCCCUUGUUUGUAAUGUAAUGUUUUGUUGUGCUCAAGCAUCAUAAUAGUUCCAGUUAUACUCAUAAUUUCUCCUUUUCAAAUGAAUUCCUCCGAGCUUUCACAGUUUAUCAUUGGUGGACAUUAAGGCAAUACAGAUGCUUUUCUAUAGUUUGAUUUUAAACACUACCCUGGUAACUAAUGACAGUGUGGAUUAUUUGCGUUAUCAUGAGGAUGCCUCUGCAUCAGGAAGUAGCAGAAAAUGAACUAAGGUAGGAGACAGAAAAAAGAGAAAUAAACUAAUGAUAUCUAUUCAAAAUAAUAGAUGUUUUAUCUAAAUAAAUGUGUGGUAGCUGUAGCUGAUUGAUUCAAUAUUAGAAUGACAAAGUUGAUACAUUCCCUGCUUAAGAAUUAAAUGGAUGUUUUUGAAAAUUAAUUUAGAUUUUUUUUCCCACCAUUUCAUUUAAAGCUCUGCAGUGGUGUAGUGCUCAUCAAAAUUGAAAAUAUUAGAUAAAUAUGCUUUGCAUUUAUUUCUUUAAUGAAAUGCAUUAUGUGACCAAAGGUUCAACAUUUUUAUAUUAUUAGUUGACUCUAAAAAUAUCUUGGCUGACUUUGUUUUAAUAAAAUGUGAUGAAGCCUUACAGCUUACAUGUGAAGUUUUAAUAUGAAUGUUAAGACUGAACAUUUGUAAAAUAAAAUAACCCCAUAUUAUCCAAUAAUAAAGUAAAUAAACCCAAUAGCCAAUAUUUGAUAUAUUUGACAGAUUUAAAAUAACAUUUCUGGGUCAUGCAAGGACAUGUGAAAACUCCUUGUAGAAUUCAAAUCAGGAUUUAAUAUCUAUAUAUUUUUAGCCCCACAAAAAGCAAUUCAAAGAUGAACAGUGUUUCUUGACAAUGGCAAUUAAAUCAAAUUCAUGAUUACGAACUCAAGCAAAAUUCUGUUAUUUUCUCUCAGCUUAUCAUUCAGCCUUUAUUUUAUUUUAUUUCUUUACAAUAAGAUUAAUUUAAAAUUUUAUUUUAGGCUAUUUUUU
Pangasianodon hypophthalmus (striped catfish) is the source of this 3981-nucleotide messenger RNA. RefSeq names its product cytolytic toxin-alpha-like. Lineage: Eukaryota; Metazoa; Chordata; Actinopteri; Siluriformes; Pangasiidae. The record is from RefSeq and is a predicted model, not a curated record. The coding region runs from base 1 to 2916 and encodes 971 amino acids. Gene Ontology annotation, molecular function: carbohydrate binding; protein binding. The transcript has 11 exons.